GAGCUGGGAAAACAACUCUUCUAAACUACAUACUCACAGAACAGCAUGAUAAAAGAAUAGCAGUUAUUCUGAAUGAGUUUGGAGAAGGAAGUGCCUUGGAGAGAUCCCUGGCAAUCAGUCAGGGGGGAGAACUCUAUGAAGAAUGGCUGGAACUCAGAAAUGGCUGCCUGUGCUGUUCAGUAAAGGACAAUGGUGUGAAGGCUAUUGAGAACCUUAUGCAACGGAAAGGAAAAUUUGACUAUAUAUUGUUAGAAACAACUGGCUUGGCAGAUCCAGGAGCUGUGGCCUCCAUGUUCUGGGUUGAUUCCGAGCUGGGAAGUGACAUCUACCUUGAUGGUAUUGUAUCUGUUGUUGACGCAAAGUAUGGAUUGCAGCACUUGACAGAGGAAAAACCGGAAGGCCUUGUCAAUGAAGCAUCUCGGCAGGUUGCAUUAGCUGAUCUUAUAAUCAUCAAUAAAACAGAUUUGGUUUCUGAGGAAGAACUGAGUAAAGUCAGAACAUCUGUCAG
This is a messenger RNA of Apaloderma vittatum (bar-tailed trogon), 508 nucleotides long. RefSeq names its product COBW domain-containing protein 1. Lineage: Eukaryota; Metazoa; Chordata; Aves; Trogoniformes; Trogonidae. The record is from RefSeq and is a predicted model, not a curated record. The annotation marks the transcript as partial. Gene Ontology annotation, cellular component: cytoplasm. The transcript is spliced from 7 exons.